This is a messenger RNA of Rhinichthys klamathensis goyatoka, 2056 nucleotides long. RefSeq names its product pentatricopeptide repeat domain 3 (gene ptcd3). NCBI's taxonomy places the organism in Eukaryota, Metazoa, Chordata, Actinopteri, Cypriniformes, Leuciscidae. The record is from RefSeq and is a predicted model, not a curated record. Gene Ontology annotation, cellular component: mitochondrion. The coding region runs from base 1 to 2040 and encodes 679 amino acids. Gene Ontology annotation, molecular function: rRNA binding; protein binding; ribosomal small subunit binding. Gene Ontology annotation, biological process: mitochondrial translation. The transcript is spliced from 24 exons.
AUGGUUUUCCGUCAAGCACUCGGUGUCAUGGCGUCCUCCUGUUCGCGAGCUCUCAGGCAUCAUGCUUGUAAGAGUAGCAGAAUAUUGCGCAUCCAUCUGCACAAUUCAUGGCCUAAUAGGAGUUUUGCUCUGAAUUCUGCUGCAGACCAACAACCUGCCGUUUCUUCACUAGAAGAAAUAGUCAUUCCAAAGAAGAAAACGUGGAAUAAAGAGGCUGUCUUACAGGCACUGGCAUCCACCGUGAACAGGGAUCCUACAGGAUCAGAUUACAGAUUCCAGGAUGAUCCAUAUCUCGCUCCAAAAACAGCAUUUGACUUUAAAUUAUUCUCCUUGUCCCAGGAGUCAGGCAGAAAUGCUGCCAAAUAUUUCAUCAACAAAUACCCAAAUUACUUCCAGAAAGACUACGCAUACCCUCAUAUUCCCUGUCUGAUGCCGGAGACUCUGGAGGCUCAGAUAGAGGAGGCGUCUGAAGCUGCGCUCGCGGAGAGAGUUCACCUGAGGAAGGUCAAAGCUGCUGUGGAUCUGUACGACCAGCUGCUGCAGGCCGGUACACCAGUGUCUUUGGACGUGACGAAUGAGCUGUUAGAGCUGAUCUGCUUCUAUGGAGACCGUGAUCCUGCACAAGAGAACAUCCCAGAACAGAGGACUGAAGAGACGGAGGACGUCCAGGAUGAGCCGCAGGCUAGCAAAGCAAGAGGAGCAAAAGCCUCAGACGUACUGAAGUUCCCCUGGAAAGAGAAUAAUAAUGCUGAGCGAAUCUUUGCGCUGCUGUCCGAGCCGAACACGCGCUCAUACAGCGCUCUGAUCCGGGGCAUGGUGAAGUAUGGCGCUUACUCGAAGGCGUUCAGCACGUACACGGACCUGCUGAACAACCGGCUGACGGCCGAUGUGCACAUCUUCAACGCCCUGAUCGCAGCCGCCCCAGACGCACAAGAGAAGUACAAUGAGAAAUGGGAGCUGAUGGUGGAUCUCCUGAAGCAGAUGGCGGAGCAGAAGGUCAAGCCGAACCUCCUGACGUUUAACGCCGUCCUGAAGGCUUUGAGACGCUGUGGCUCCCUGGGAAAGUCUCAGGCCUUUCCUGUGAUCAGCGAGAUGAAGGCUCUCAAGAUCGAGCCCUGUCUGGCCUCUUACGGGCACGUGCUCAACAUAUUUUAUAAAACAGGUGCCACAGUUCAGGGCCAAAAAGACAUUCUACAGGAAGUGAUGUACGAGGUGUCGGGGAAGAGCUUCGCCCCACAGGACCCGGAUGAUGCACAGUUCUUCAUCACUGCCAUGAGAAUCUGUCUCGAGACCAAGGACAUGGAGCAGGCGUACAGAGUCCACAGGCUGCUGGGAGUCGGGGAGAACUGGAGACUCAUGGGAAAUGAUGUAAAACGGAGCAUCUACUACGCGCGCUUCUUCAGCCUGCUCUGCCUGAUGGAGCAUGUUGACGUGGUGAUGAAGUGGUACAGAGAUCUGAUUCCCUCAGUGUACUACCCCAAUUCUAACGUCAUGACGGAUCUACUGCGAGCGCUGGAUACCGACAACAGAUUAGAACUCAUCCCGCAGAUAUGGAAAGAUAUCAAAGCGCUGGGCCACGCGAACAGACAGAAGCUGGUGGAGGAUCUGCUGGCACUGAUGGCCAGAGAAACACACAGUGCGCAGGUGCAGGACUCGCUGGCCGACUGUGCGCUGGACAUUAGGAGCAUGUACAGCACCGGUGACCGAGGGAAGGCCCAGAUGAGCUGGACGGCCGGUUCUCUCAGCGACGUCAUCUCCGUCCUGCUCGCGGCUCACAGGACACCGGACGCCUGGGAGACACUGAAACUCUUCAAAACCCACAAUAGAGUUCCCAGUGUGGAUCUGCUGAACCGGUUCCUGACGUGUGUGAAGGAGAGCGGGGAUGUGGAUCAGGCCGUGGAGCUGGUGAAGAUCUCCGCUGGCUUCUGUCUGCCCGACACACACACACUCAUCCACAGGAUCCAGCAGGAGUUCGAGCUCUCGCCGGAGCACAGGAGCAUCUUGUCUGAUCUGGAGACUCAGACCUUCAGCAGCGAUUAAACCCCGAGGCUGCGGA